This is a messenger RNA of Carica papaya (papaya), 1004 nucleotides long. RefSeq names its product tetraspanin-2. Gene Ontology annotation, cellular component: membrane. The record is from RefSeq and is a predicted model, not a curated record. Lineage: Eukaryota; Viridiplantae; Streptophyta; Magnoliopsida; Brassicales; Caricaceae. Gene Ontology annotation, biological process: auxin-activated signaling pathway.
AAACCCCAAUCUUGAGACACCCAACACCACAGCCAUCAACUCUCUCUCUCUCUCUCUCUCUCUCUCUCUCUCUCUCUCUCUCACUUUCCACUCCAACCGCCAUCAAUGGCCGUCGCCAACAACCUAACAGCAGUUCUCAACUUCAUAGCCUUUCUCUGCUCCAUACCCGUCAUCGCCUCCGGCAUCUGGCUAGCCUCCAAGCCCGACAAUGAAUGCAUCAAGCUUAUACGCUGGCCCCUCGUCUUGCUCGGUCUCCUCAUCCUCCUCGUCUCUCUCGCUGGCUUUGUCGGUGCUUACUGGUACAAAGAGACUCUUCUCGCUUUCUACCUAUGCUGCAUGGCCAUCCUCAUCGGCCUCUUCCUUAUCCUUCUCGUCUUCGCCUUCAUCGUCACUCGACCCGACGGCAGCUACGAUGUUCCCGGCAGAGGUUUCAAGGAGUACAGGCUCGAUGGGUUCUCCGCCUGGUUGAGAGAUCACGUGGUUAACUCAAAGAAUUGGGAGAAGAUCAGCGCCUGUCUUUCUGAUACUCAAGUUUGCCCUAAGCUAACCCAGCAAUAUAUCACUGUUGAUCAGUUCUUCAUGGCUCACAUCUCUCCUCUUCAGUCAGGAUGUUGCAAGCCUCCAACAGCUUGUGGGUAUAAUUAUGUGAGCCCAACAUUGUGGUUGAACCCGGUGAACCCGACGGCCGACCCGGACUGCUACUUGUGGAGCAAUGAUCAGAACCAGCUCUGCUACAACUGCAAUUCUUGCAAGGCUGGUCUGUUGGGGAACCUGAGAAGAGAAUGGAGGAAAGCUAAUAUAAUUCUGAUAGUGACAGUGGUGGUGCUUAUAUGGGUGUAUAUAAUUGCAUGCAGUGCUUUCAAGAAUGCCCAAACAGAGGACCUUUUCCGCCGUUACAAACAGGGUUGGGUUUAAUACUAUUUUCCUUUCUUAUCUGUACAUAUAUAUACGUAGUAUAUAUUCCUUUAUUCUGGUUUAUCUACAGUCUGGUUUAUCUUUUCAAA